Messenger RNA from Penicillium robsamsonii, 894 nucleotides. RefSeq names its product oxidoreductase, short-chain dehydrogenase/reductase family. Gene Ontology annotation, molecular function: oxidoreductase activity. Lineage: Eukaryota; Fungi; Ascomycota; Eurotiomycetes; Eurotiales; Aspergillaceae. The transcript is spliced from 7 exons. The record is from RefSeq and is a predicted model, not a curated record. The coding region runs from base 1 to 894 and encodes 297 amino acids.
AUGGAGUCUUCUAUGGGUGAACAUGGCGCCUUCAAGCCUGCACCGUCGGCGCAGGCUCAGAAGAAACCCGGAUUGGAGAGCAUGAUGGCAGAGGCUAGUGAAUCGACCAAACUGGAAGGCUCCCACGGGUUUUCUGAAUAUGCCGGUUCCGGAAAGCUCAAGGGAAAAAAUGCCCUAAUCACUGGCGGAGAUUCUGGUAUUGGACGAUCUGUUGCUAUUCUGAUGGCCAGAGAGGGUGCGGAUGUUACUAUUGUUUAUUUGCCCUCGGAACAGCCAGACGCAGAGGCAACCAAAAAGUCUGUUGAACAAGAGAAGCGGACUUGCCUUCUUAUUCCAGCCGAUUUGAGAGAUCGCAACUUGUGUUGGCAUGCAGUGAAUGAACAUGUGAAGAAAUACGGCACCGUCAAUAUACUUGUCAACAAUGCGUCGAAACAGUACCUAUGUACGACAUUUGAGGACAUUGAUCUGGAUAAGACAGAAGACAUAUUCAGAGCCAAUAUCAUCCAGAUGAUUGCAAUAGCGAAGUUUGCUCUUCCUCAUAUGACCCGAGGAGAUUCAAUUAUCAAUACUUCUUCUGUUGUGACUUUCCGUGGGUCUGGGACCAUGAUUGAUUAUGCUGCAACGAAGGGAGCUAUCAUUGGUUUUACUAGGGCUUUAGCAACAUACUUGAUUCCCAAGGGUAUUCGGGUCAAUGCAGUCGCCCCAGGUGCGAUCUAUACCCCAAUUCAAGUCGACACCCGAGAUGCCCAACAGAUGGAAGGAUGGGGUCACAAAGCUGGUCUUGGCCGACCAGGCGAGCCGAGUGAGGUUGCGACAAGCUUCGUCUUCUUGGCUAGUGCGGAUGCUUCUCUAUACUAUGGGCAAGUACUGCACUGCUACCCGCUUGGUGACUAG